AUGGCUAAUCCAAAGAGACCCCCGUCUGACUGGGCCUCCCUCCUGAAGACUGAUUUUUACAUCAAGAAUCUCAUCCGCUAUGUGGAGUCUCAGAAUGCCAAGCUGCCACAGAGGAUUUCUUCCUCUCGCCCUGAACACCCGUGUCAAGUUCACAAAGACAAAGAGAACGAUUUGUUUUGUGUGGACUGUGCUGCUGUCAUCUGUCAUUUGUGUGCAGGGAUAUCGCAUAGAGGGUGUGGUCAGGUGGUGCCUGUUGAUGAGGCGGCUUCAGACAGACGAGCCACGACACAGAUUUGGAUCAGUGGGAUGAAAGCAAAGCUCAAGGAUACCUCGUCAUUACAGAAAUCAAGAGAAAAAUGUAUAAAUCAAAUAGAACGGCAACGUUUAGAAACCGAAGCCGCUAUAAAAGCCAGGGGACAAGAGCUGAGAAAAUUGGUAACUCAAAGUGAGGAAGAACUUCUUAAAGUUCUCGACACACAUUAUAAAUCUGUUCAAGAGAAGUUCAUUGUGCAUGUGUAUAGAUUUGAGGAUAGGCUGGACAUUUUGAAGCAAAACAUGGAGUCCUUACCCGAGACUCUAAGAUCUAUUUCAGACUAUGAACUUCUUUCGGGGGACAUUUUGGAGAAAGUGAAAAUGAAGAUGAAUGUGGAAGAUUCCGAUGUUAAAAGCUACCAUACAUUCUUAAAAGGUCUUGCAAAUAUUAGAUUAAAUUUCCAGCGUUCAGAUACUCCUAAAUUUAAUCUGGGGGACAUUUUAGUAAACAUAGAAGAAGUGGACACAGAAAGUGGAGCUACCCGGCAUAUAUGCGAAGAAAAGACAUCAAUACUAGACAGGCUUCGGGGCGUAAAGAACAAAAAACAGCAAAUGCAGGGAGAGAUAAUUCCCACGGUGGCGGUAAGAGACAAUGAAAUAAACCCAGCCAAUGUACCUUCAUCUGUAAUAAGAAAACCAGAACCGCCACCUCGAGUACCUCACAAAAUGGUUGCUAGAACAGAAGUCAAAAAGGCGAUAACUUUUCUUCAAAGGCAAGAAAGAGCUGCACCUCCGCCUGUACCCCAGCACUCUGAAAGCAUUGAAGAGCUUCCUGGGGAAGACGGUGCUGUUUUUGUACGUUUCAAGAGAGAAAACAGAAAUGCUGCACAGAACGUUACCAACAACGGCAGUAGCAGUGUGGAAAGGGGAACGAAUCUCAACGAGUCUUUAGAACCAGGGAUCACGCCACUAAGAACGAUCAGAUGCAGGUUUCGGGAAGACGAGCAGGCUCCCAAACUAAGAGAUCUGAUCAUUUUGAGCCCGAACAACACUGUGGUCGUGACUGACUGGGUGAACCAGUGUGUGAAGGCGAUCUACGUUCGUCGAGACAGAGACAACCGGCUUUCUGUGGGAGGGAAGCCAUGGGCGAUAACUCAGCUGACGGACAACAUGUGUGCUGUUAGUCUUCCGCUUGCUCAGCAGAUAUGCCUCUUGAAGAGGUGAAGUAAAGUUUAGAUUCCACCCCGACCAUCCCCGACGGCUGCAACAGCCGAGUGGAGUGACCACCGAUCCAUCUGGCCGUGUACUUGUGGCGGAAUCCAGAGGGUUGUUGAGCCUCACGGCUAGCGGUCAGUUCAGCCAUCCAGUGGUCCGGCCCCAAGACGAACUAUUGAGUGACCCCAGGGGAGUGGCUCAGGACUCUGAGGCAAACAUCUACGUCACAAGCCACGAUGACAGCGUGUUGGUUCUGGCUCAGAAAGACUUGCUGCGUUGGAAGUAAAAAUUGCAUUUUGUAAAGUUUAAUGUUAAUAUUCUACGUCUCCAUUGACACAACUAAAUUUCUGCUCUCCUUCGUUGUCAUUCUGUUCAAGAUUUAAGUACCCACCAACAUUAGAAUGCACUGGUGCUGUUUGACACAAACCAAAUACACCCUCUGUUUUAUGCAAACAUUUAGGAGGCGUGCUGCUUCAAUCAUUUAAAAAAAUGUUAUUAU
Messenger RNA from Aplysia californica (California sea hare), 1966 nucleotides. RefSeq lists its product as uncharacterized. Gene Ontology annotation, molecular function: ubiquitin protein ligase activity; zinc ion binding; translation repressor activity. NCBI's taxonomy places the organism in Eukaryota, Metazoa, Mollusca, Gastropoda, Aplysiida, Aplysiidae. The record is from RefSeq and is a predicted model, not a curated record. Gene Ontology annotation, biological process: protein polyubiquitination; negative regulation of translation; proteasome-mediated ubiquitin-dependent protein catabolic process.